Ipomoea nil (Japanese morning glory) is the source of this 2037-nucleotide messenger RNA. Its product is annotated as protein trichome birefringence-like 5. The record is from RefSeq and is a predicted model, not a curated record. Gene Ontology annotation, molecular function: O-acetyltransferase activity. The transcript is spliced from 5 exons. Bases 126 to 1613 code for a protein of 495 amino acids. Lineage: Eukaryota; Viridiplantae; Streptophyta; Magnoliopsida; Solanales; Convolvulaceae. Gene Ontology annotation, cellular component: Golgi apparatus.
GCUCUUCUCUUCUUGCGUGCUUUACCGGCGCCGUGACAGCUGGCCCAGACAAUACCAAUGAUUCAUGGCAAUGAAAGAACAAAACGCAAAAAAAUAAAAAUAAAAAUUGCGAAUUAGAAUCCGCCAUGGCAAAUGGCUUAGCUUCUUCUUACACCUCUCUCUCUCAGCAGAAGGGCAUUUACACUCUCUCCACCACCGCAUUGCUCCUUCUCUUCCUCUUCAGCUUGUUCUAUUUCAGCAGCCUAUCUCUCGAGCCCAAACUCACUUUCUACAGAGAUAUCUUCUCAGAAUUCCGCGUCGCCACCACUCCCCUUACCAUUCCAACACCCAUAGACGCUCAAUUUAAGGACCCGCGCAAUGAAUCAAACCCGACGCCUAAACCCGUCGUCUCGAUCCCAGAUUUCGAGGUAAUCGAUGAACAACCGACGCCCAAUUUCCCAAUCGUCGUGGGGGGCGAAGCGGCUGAUUCCAAUGUCACUGAGGAGGCGAGUGUUGUUGUGACGGCCGUGCCGUCGAGCAAUGCCGCUAAGGAGGAGAGUCGUUGGGCUGAUAGAGCUCAAGGGUGUGAUUUCUAUAAAGGGAGUUGGGUGAAUGAUGAGGACCACCACCCUAUUUAUAGUCCUGGGUCUUGCCCCUACGUGGAUGAAGCCUUUGAUUGUCAGCGCAAUGGCAGGCCUGACUCUCAGUAUCUCAAUUGGAAAUGGAAACCUGAUGGCUGUGAUCUUCCAAGGUUUAAUGCAACUGACUUUUUGGUGAGAUUGAAAGGGAAAAGGCUGAUGCUUGUUGGGGAUUCCAUGAACCGGAACCAGUUUGAGUCACUGCUCUGCGUUCUUCGUGAAGGACUGGUCAAUAAGAGUAAAAUGUAUGAGAUACAUGGAUAUAAAAUAACAAAGGGAAGAGGCUACUAUGUUUUCAAAUUUGAGGAUUUUAACUGUACAGUGGAAUUUGUGCGAUCACAUUUUCUUGUCAAAGAGGGAGUGCGCAUCAAUGCACGUGGUAGCUCAAAUCCAACUUUAUCAAUAGAUCGCAUUGAUAAAACAGCUCCUCGUUGGAAGCGUGCUGACAUUCUCGUUUUCAAUACUGGACAUUGGUGGACCCACGGAAAGACAGCGAGGGGGAAAAAUUACUAUAAGGAGGGCGAGUAUAUUUACCCCAAAUUUGAUGCAGUUGAAGCUUAUAGAAGAGCCUUGAAGACCUGGGCAAGUUGGAUCGAUGAACAUCUGAAACAGAAAAAGUUGGUUUUCUAUCGAGGGUACUCAUCUGCUCAUUUCAGAGGUGGAGAGUGGGAUUCUGGUGGAACCUGUAAUGGUGAGAGUAAACCGGUUUUGAGUGGAGCCAUCCUUGAUAACUAUCCUUUGAAAAUGAAGAUAGUGGAAGAAGUGAUCAAAGAAAUGCAGACACCCGUUGUGCUACUAAAUGUGACAAGUUUGACCAAUUUCCGGAAGGAUGGCCACCCAUCUGUAUACGGGAAAAUGGUGACCGACGGGAAAAAGGUUUCCACCAAACGGCAAGAUUGCAGCCAUUGGUGUCUCCCGGGAGUCCCUGAUGCUUGGAAUGAGCUAAUCUACGCCACUUUGGUCUUGAAACAAACCUCUUCAAUCAAUGAACAUUAACAAGGUUUGUUUAGUUCAUGGAUUGGGUGGGAAUAGGACUAGCAACAAGCCUUUCUAAUCCCAUAUUUACUUUAUUUUUAACUCAUCCAAAUACUCAGUACGAGGAUUGCUAUACUUGUUUAGGGGACGGGAUGGGGUUAACAAUCUUUCCUUAGUGAAGAGAUCGAUGAUGUCUUCACAUUAACGAAAGGGAUUGUUAAUCCUCUAGUAAGAGUUCUGGCCUUGCUCUUUCAAUAUGAGAAGUCCCAUUUGUAAUUUUUUCAUUGACUGAUUAUUUUUGGUUAUGUUGAUUUACUUAGCUUUUCGCUUUAGGAUCGUUGUUGUAAAUUUUAUGUAUCUUUUGUAGGAUUUAGUAAGCCCUGAUUGCUAAACUCUACUGUGUUCAUCACUUGAUCCUAUGCUUGAUGAAAAUUCUGUUUUAUGU